Acanthopagrus latus (yellowfin seabream) is the source of this 3556-nucleotide messenger RNA. It is a transcript of the gene slc16a13, whose product is annotated as solute carrier family 16 member 13. Gene Ontology annotation, molecular function: monocarboxylic acid transmembrane transporter activity. Gene Ontology annotation, biological process: monocarboxylic acid transport; transmembrane transport. NCBI's taxonomy places the organism in Eukaryota, Metazoa, Chordata, Actinopteri, Spariformes, Sparidae. Bases 363 to 1751 code for a protein of 462 amino acids. The transcript is spliced from 7 exons. The record is from RefSeq and is a predicted model, not a curated record.
GCGUGCGUGUACCGUCAACGCUGCUCUAUAGUGACUGUUGAACUUCUCCCGGCGGCUUGGUAUUGACCGUUACCCCUGCAAACCUGGAGGCUGUGCACCAUGAGCCGCCCCGGAGAGAGCUGACGAACCGAGGCUCCGCGAGACGGCCAGUGCGCAGGCGCAGUGCGAAGCCUACGUCACUCACGUGGAGUGUUGCUCGGAGAGGCCACGUGCACGUUUUACGGUGCGCGCUCCCGCCUGUGUACCUGUUCAUGGCUGUUAAACGCUACAUGAAUGAAACUGACCAGCUGUUCGGAUGAGGCUGAAACUGCGUGAAGGAAAGGCAGCACCAGCACGUGUUUGCAGAUAAGUUUCUGCUAGACAUGACUGACGUCAAGCCCAAAGCAGAGAGCCAGCGCGAUGAGGCCGAGGGCCCGGAUGGAGGCUGGGGCUGGGUGCUGGUCGGUGCCAUGUUCGUCAGCACGAGCCUCGUGUUCGGCCUGAUGCGCAGCUUAGGGAUCUUUUUCGUGGAGUUUGUGCAGUACUUCGAUGAGAGCGCUCAGGCCAUAUCCUGGAUCUCGUCCACGGGUCUGGCAACACAGCAGUUCUUCAGUCCAUUGGGUGCAGCACUCUGUAAUGCAUACAAUGCACGGGUGGUGGUGAUGACAGGGGGCUGUCUUGCUGCACUCGGCCUCAUACUUGCCUCGCAGGCCACCUGUCUUGUUCACCUCUACCUCACUAUGGGUGUCAUUUCAGGUUUGGGCUGGGGGCUUGUCUUCACCCCCAUGGUAGCUACAGUCAUGGCUAAUUUCACCCGGCGGCGCACCCUGGCAUUGGGACUGGGGUUCUCCAGCAUUGGCCUCUCCUCCUUUGCUUUCAAUCCUCUCUUCCAGCUGUUGGUGGAAAAGUACGCCUGGCGAGGGGCCCUUCUGAUUCUGGGUGGCCUCAGCCUGAACAUUGUGCCCUGCGGGGCUCUCAUCCAUCCACAGCGACGCUCUAAAGCCCCAGCAAAGGUUGAUCCAGAGACCAAUCCACCACGUGCUUCGCUGCUGCAAAGAAUCUCCUCCUACCUGGAGCUGUCGCUGCUGUUCGAGAGGCCUUACAUCACCUACACGUUGGGCGUCAGUCUCAUGAACGUCGGCUACUUUGUGCCAUAUUUCCACCUGGUGGCCCACAGCCGCCAAGCCGGCUUCUCGGAGUACCAAGCUGCUUUUGUAAUGUCGGCAGCCGGCGCCUCAGACAUUUUGGGCCGUGUGGCGUCGGGCUGGUUCUCAGACCUGGGUCUUUUUCGGCUUAUUCAUCUACUGAGCACGUGGACCUUCCUGGCGGGAGUGUUCAUCAUGCUGCUGCCUGUGAGCUCCUUGUCUGGUUCCUACGCAGCACUGAUGGUGAUCAGCCUCCUCUACGGCUUCAGUGCCGGGGCGCUGACGUCUGUGGUGUUCGCGGUGGUGCCCUUGAUCGUGGGUGUGGAGCGCAUGAUGGGUGGCCUCGGGCUACUGCAGCUCAUCGAGAGCAGCGCGGGACUUUUGGGGACACCUCUGUCAGGGUUUCUCAAGGACGUCACAGGCAACUACGUCGCUUCCUUCAUGGUAUCGGGUGGUUUCCUCAUUCUCGCAACUUUGACCAUGGCUACCCUUCCUCACUACUUCUCCUGCAGAGAUCCACCGCCUCCACAGAAACGUACCCUCAACGACAAAGAUAAGGGUUUACAUUCAGAGUUGGAGCAGAUAAACAGUUUACCUGCUGACACGAACCGCAGAGAAGAAUUAUGAUGAUUUGUGGGAUGGCUUAAAAAUAUGCAGGACUGGGGAGAUUAAGCAUUCAAAGAGCCAUUUAAAGGAUGGUGCCUCCCUGAAGAGACCAUCAGUUAACAGGCUGCUUCACAUGUGUUUGUGUUAUACCUCAGAGAUUCAGACCCAAAGCAAAGAAAGAGGCUUACUGUGAACAUAAAGGGUCCAGUGAGUCCUCACUCUGUUACACAUUGUGACCUCAGUUAAAUGUUCAGGCCAGUACUGUCUGCCUUAAAGGAAACACUGGGCAUUUAAACACUUCAUCCAGCAACGCUCAGAUAUGUGGCUGGUUUGCAUGCACUGUACAUGCAAGAUAGGAAAUGUGAAGGAAAAUGUGAUUUGAGUUUGUUUUGUUUUUAUUAUUUCACAUGCCUUCAAGUUUGACAAGGAAAUAUGCUGACAGAAAACUGUUUCACUCUUGAUGCAAGUAAAUCAAUCAGAUUCUGCUGCUGCUCAAAUACUGACAAGCAUAUUUAAAUUUGCACACUCAGGAAUAAUCUUUAACUUUCAAUAUCCUCAUUUGAUAAUUUGUCUUUUUAAGGACACAGUACAAUAGAAACAGCCAGCGGCAUGGCUGGAUUCAUUUUCAAUGGGGCCUGUGUCCCUCCUGUCUGUGCCGAAACUACACAUGAUGAUUUUUCGCCCAGUAAACAAUCAGCACUGCCUGCUGUGUAAUGUGUGCCCAGUAGUGUAUGAUAAUUCAAAUUAAAAAUACCAUUUUAAGAACAUGCACCAUAUAUGGAAUAUGUAUUAAAUAAUAACUAGAUUUUGAUUUAAGGCCCCCUCUCAAGGCAAAAAUGCAGGACUUGUCAUAAGCCCCCUAGCAUUUCAGCUGAAGUUGUGCUUUUUAUUGGCUUAAAUUCCCAAAUUUAAACACGACAAAUAACUGUUUGUUGCUACACUACUGUGUAAUGUUUAUUUAUGAAUCAAACAAAUAGCAUUUCCUACUGAUAAGCAGCACCCCUUCUGCGUUGCUCACUGUUAACUCUGAUUUUUUUAUGAGCUGCAGACACCAGCACUGAUUCCAGCACCUCUUGUUCAGCCUCAGGUCUUUGCUUCUCCACAAGUGCUUUAUGUUACCGGGCAGGAAUACAAGUGCAUUUUCUAAUAGGCUCACAUACAAAUGUUGUACUGACCAAAACUGUUUGUAACUCAGAGAUGUUUGGCUGCGUGAACAGCAGGUUCAUAGGACAGAGGCCACACGGUCACUGUGACCUGCUCUUUACAGGCGUACUGAUUACAUGUGGCUUUUAUUAGUAUGCCACUUCCUUGUUCUGGCAGCUGCCAUAUAUUGUCAUAUUGUGAUUCAAGCUUUAAUUCAGACCUGUAACAGUCGAGUCUGGUUCCCAACCUGGCAGUCCCAGGGGCGGUUUUUAAUGACUCUUUCAUCUACCAGCAUUAUAUACAGGUUAGGGUCAGUUUCUCCCAGUAUUGAUUUGAAGUUAAUAUUCUGGUACCACGACAACCUUAAUUACAGACACUAAUGAUGCAACAUUCACGGAAUAUUAUCUGCUGGAAGAGAAAUGAAUCACAAUCGCUUCCUGCAGUCUAUCACUUCUUCUGUACUGUUAUGUAAUAUACUGUGAUAAAUCCAUAGAAUAAGUCAUUAUUAUUCAGUGGUUGUCAGUUUUGUCAAUGAGAGAAAAGGGGUCCAUUUGGUUGGGGGGGAAAAAAGGUUGGGAACCAUCGACCGAUCUUAGACAAAGAUCCAGGCUGCAACUUGACACUGUUUUAUCUUAAAAUGUGAUGUUUUGUACUCACUAUAGAUUAAAAACGGAUGUAUUUUG